Molecule: messenger RNA, 1392 nt
Organism: Cynara cardunculus var. scolymus (artichoke)
Lineage: Eukaryota; Viridiplantae; Streptophyta; Magnoliopsida; Asterales; Asteraceae
Product: zinc finger CCCH domain-containing protein 30-like
Exons: 2
Coding region: 1-1392 (463 amino acids)
Molecular function (GO): metal ion binding; protein binding
Source: RefSeq, a predicted model, not a curated record
AUGGUUGGAUCUAAUUACUUACUUGAAUUUGCUGCCAAUAAUAAUGUAGAGGGAUUUAAGCGACUGAUCACUCCUAUUGCUUCUGCCAUUAAUGAAGUGGGUUUGUGGUAUGGGCGUCAAAGAAACUCGAAGCGUAUGUUAAUGGAGCACAGAACUCCAUUGAUGAUUGCUGCAACUUAUGGUAGUCUUGAUGUUGUGAAGUUGAUACUUUCUUUAUCGGAGGCCGAUGUAAAUAGUUCAUGUGGCCCUGAUAAAACAACUUCCCUUCACUGUGCUGCUUCGAGUGGUUCUGUUAAUGCUUUUGAUGUCAUCAAGAUUUUGUUAAAAUCUGGUGCUGACCCUGAAUUGGUUGAUGCUGAUGGUCGUCGUCCUGUUGAUGUUGUUUUCGUGCCUCCAAAUCUUUCGGGCAUGAAGGAUUCACUUGAAAAGUUGCUUCAAAAUGGUGCGUAUGGGAUAGAACAAGAGGAUUUCGGUUUGGCUUCAUUAAAGUCGAAUCUUGAUUGUGUAUGCAUGUCAUAUGAGAAGAAAGAGUACCCAAUUGACCCUUUUUUCCCUGAUUUAAAGAGUGAUGCUUAUUCGACUGAUGAAUUCCGGAUGUUUGCUUUCAAGAUCCGUCCUUGUUCACGAGCUUAUUCGCAUGAUUGGACCGAAUGCCCAUUUAUCCAUCCGGGAGAGAGUGCGCGAAGGCGGGACCCAAGGAAAAUUCAUUAUAGCUGUGUUCCGUGUCCGGAUUUCAAGAAAGGACAAUGCCGGCUUGGAGAUGUUUGUGAAUUUGCUCAUGGGGUUUUCGAGUGCUGGCUGCACCCUGCACAAUACAGGACUCGGCUCUGCAAAGACGAAAAUUUUUGUGCUCGAAGGGUCUGUUUCUUUGCCCACACACCUGAGGAACUCCGACCGCUAUAUGUUUCAUCAGGGUCUGCCAUGCCAUCACCACGAGGUUCUCCGGCUGCCGCCUCCACCAUGUCACCACCUCCAUUUUCUCCACCACCUACGAUGCAGCUGCACGACGGCAAUCUGCAGGCAAGCCGCCUGAGAUUGUCUUUUAACGCUAGAGACAUUCAGGCAGAGGAGGUUAAGCUGCUUCUUGAUCUUGAAAUGAAUCAGCGGCAUCAGGUGGGUGUUUUUUCGCCAUCACAGAGACCUGUGGUUCUAAAUCGAUUAUAUCCAAUGAACCCAUAUUCACCAAAUGGUUUUGACCAUAUGAGUUCUUAUGGAAAACAAUCUCAGUUGUCUUUGGUGAAGGAAACAGCAGCCAAGGGUUCAGAAAUGGAACCACCACCAGAGACCGAAAAAAAGAAGGAUAUGGGAGCAUGGUUUGCGAACAUGCAACUUGAUGAGAUGGUUGUCUGGUAUGACUCCAAUCGGGAUUCGGGACCAAGGAGGGAAAGGUAA